UCAACAAAAUAAAAAUUUAAAUAUAAUCCAAAGAAAAAGAAAAGCAUACGAUGAAAUGGAAGUUUUAGAUCAUGUCGUUAACUCAGAAAUGUUAUAUUCAUCUUCAAACAGUUCUAGAGAGUGUGAUGAUACCGAAGAAUUCAAUGAAAAACCUAAUCUUCCCCAACAUAGAGGUAGAAAAAAUAUUUUAACCGACAAACUUGCUGCUGCAUUUGAUAGGUGUAGAAUAAGCGACAGAGACGCUGUUCAUAUAUUAAUGGCAACCGCGGAAUCGUUCGGUCUCGAUACAUCUGCAUUAAUUAUAAAUAAGACCUCAAUUAAUAAUUUUCGAAAACGUUUCCGUGAAAACCGAAUGAAAAAAAUAAGCAGUAAUUUUAAUUUAUCGGCAUGUCCAUGCACUAUUCAUUGGGAUGGAAAACUUCUUCUUUCAUUAUCAGGAUAUCAAUUAGUUGAAAUAUUACCAAUAAUUGUGUCAAAUAAUAAUGUAGAACAAUUGCUCGAUGUGCCUGAAACUUCUUCUGGUUCGGGACAAAGUCAAGCAGCAGCUGUCUACGCAGCACUGAAAAAUGGGGUUUAA
Daktulosphaira vitifoliae (grape phylloxera) is the source of this 577-nucleotide messenger RNA. RefSeq lists its product as uncharacterized. The coding region runs from base 56 to 577 and encodes 173 amino acids. The record is from RefSeq and is a predicted model, not a curated record. Lineage: Eukaryota; Metazoa; Arthropoda; Insecta; Hemiptera; Phylloxeridae. The transcript is spliced from 2 exons.